Molecule: messenger RNA, 1304 nt
Organism: Eruca vesicaria subsp. sativa (arugula)
Lineage: Eukaryota; Viridiplantae; Streptophyta; Magnoliopsida; Brassicales; Brassicaceae
Source: the annotation of a GenBank genome assembly
GCCAGAGAGAGUUACAACUAAUCUGUACUGAGUUGUCUGAGAUCUGAGAUGAAUUUUGAUUGUUCUCUCUGGCAUUAUUAAGUACGUUGACUCGUUCCAAUUGGGGAAAAAGGUUAAGUAAAAAAAAAAAAAUCUCUCCGGCGAAUAUUCUCUCCCUCCACGGCACCGAUUCCGGCGAAUCCCCAAUUUCUCGAGCGACGAAGCUUUAAUCAUAAUGACGGUGGAUGCUGCAUAUCUGAUGCAGUUUGUGGACGAAACCUCGUUCUACAAUCGCAUUAUUCUGAGUCACCUCUUGCCCUCGAAUCUAUGGGAACCUUUACCGCAUUUCCUCCAGACAUGGCUCCGGAAUUACCUCGCCGGAACCCUACUCUACUUCAUCUCCGGCUUCCUCUGGUGCUUCUACAUCUAUUACCUCAAAGUCAACGUUUAUCUUCCCAAAGAUGCUAUUCCGACAAGAAAGGCAAUGCUUUUGCAAAUAUAUGUGGCAAUGAAGGCGAUGCCGUGGUACACUCUGCUUCCAACUGUUUCAGAGUUUAUGAUUGAAAGUGGUUGGACCAGAUGUUACUCGAGAGUAGGCGAAGUCAGCUGGAUCCUCUAUUUUGUUUCCAUCGCUGUCUACCUUGUUUUUGUUGAGUUUGGUAUUUAUUGGAUGCACAGAGAGCUUCAUGACAUUAAACCUCUUUAUAAGUAUCUUCAUGCCACCCAUCAUAUCUACAACAAGCAGAACACACUUUCUCCCUUCGCCGGGCUUGCGUUUCAUCCAUUAGAUGGGAUACUUCAGGCUGUACCGCAUGUGGUAGCUCUGUUUAUAGUGCCAAUUCAUUUCACAACCCAUCUAGGUCUUUUGUUUAUGGAAGCGAUAUGGACAGCGAACAUCCAUGACUGCAUCCACGGUAACAUUUGGCCUGUGAUGGGUGCAGGGUACCAUACGAUACACCAUACUACUUACAAGCAUAACUAUGGUCACUAUACCAUAUGGAUGGAUUGGAUGUUUGGCUCUCUUAGAGACCCUCUCUUGGAAGAAGUUGAUAACAACAAAGACAAUUUCAAGAAAGCAGAGUGAGAAUGCCCCGUUUUGUUAUGUCUUGUGUUUUGCUUGUUUGUUCAAAGUUUAGACUUUCUUCUUCUUCUUCAUGUCUCUCUCUCUCUCAACACUUACAAUUACUUUUGUUUAGAAAACAUUUGACUGCACAUUUGCUGUCUCGUUUAAUUCAGGUAAUGUUUGUUCUUCACAAUCCAACUGUUGUGGGGCAUUGCCAAUAUCUCACUGUAAUGAGAAUCGGAGAAGACUAAUAUUAAUGCAG